Molecule: messenger RNA, 1434 nt
Organism: Nymphaea colorata (pocket water lily)
Lineage: Eukaryota; Viridiplantae; Streptophyta; Magnoliopsida; Nymphaeales; Nymphaeaceae
Product: blue copper protein-like
Exons: 2
Coding region: 282-1085 (267 amino acids)
Cellular component (GO): plasma membrane
Molecular function (GO): electron transfer activity
Source: RefSeq, a predicted model, not a curated record
CCAGUCAAAAGAAAAGUGACGAAGUGGACCUUCAUCUACCCUUUCUUCCUUUUGUUUCGGAGACGCGUUUCUCUGGCCACGGUUAGGCAAAGUCUCCUUUGAAAGUUCGUCGUCACCGUUGCCUGUGAUAGAAAGGUAAAGGCAAAGACCUUUUCUCCCUACCAUCAGCCCUUCCUGUCUAUAAGGAGAGAGUACCACAACAUCGAAGCACAGACAGGAAGAAAGGAGGAGAGAGCAAGAAGCUGCAACAGGGGUCGGCCUGACCUUGGGAACACAGGAAGAUGGCAUCUUCAAAAACCAUCACCAACGUUCUGUUAGUGAUUGUCAUGGCUACCGCUGCGUCGGCUGCCACAUACACAGUCGGUGACAGCAGCGGUUGGAUCAUUCCGCCCACACCCAACUUCUACGACACAUGGGUCGCUUCCAAAACCUUCCGUGUUAACGACAAGCUCGUUUUCAACUUUCCGACAGGAGCGCACACAGCGGUCAGGGUGUCGGAGAAGGAGUACAAAGCUUGCACCUUCGCCAACCCCAUCGAGACCUACAACACAGGCCCUGCGACCGUCACGCUCAAGGAAACCGGAGCUCACUACUACCUCUGCAGCAUCCCUGGACAUUGCUCCGGCGGGCAGAAGGUCUCCAUCAACGUCGUCUCUGCCGCUUCAUCGCCUCCACCAUCAAAGGCGCCCUCUGCUCCGUCUCCGUCUCCAGUCGCCAGGCCGCCAACUCGUGUCGCAAACCCUCCCGCUUCCUCUUCUCCACCACCCAUGGCCCCUUCUGCUCCAUCACCAUCUCCGCUCGCCAAGCCGCCGGCUUCCAUCGCAACCCCUCCCGCUUCCUUCUCCAUCCCACCUACCAAGUCUCUCCCUCCGUCCUUCCCACCUUCUUCUCUAGCAUCUCCUCCUCCUCCUCCUGGAUCACCUUCUCCCUCUGCUGGGACGCCUCCUUCUACUCCUGCUGCCGGAGCACCAGGCACGUCGUCUACUCCUCCCAGCCAGCCGACUGCCUCUGCCGCUUCCUUCAGCAGAGGAUUCAAAUGGACCACCGUCCUGGCGUUGGUGCUUGCCUUUACCUUUGUAUGGUAGAUGGAAUUAGACUGAAACUUUUGUUAGGCUCUUCGGGCAUUUUUCUUGUUUUUGGUGAUUUGGGGAGUUGAGUCCAAUGCGUGGUUUCCAGUUUACUUGUAAUUUUUCCUUGUAACAAUGGAGUCCCUUAUGGCAGUGACACCAUUAAUUUUUUUUAGUAAUACAGUUAUACAGAGAUAUUCUUGUUUGAGUGCUUUAGGUUAAGGAUGUACCUUGUAGAGUGUAUGUGUUACAAAGUUUGAUCGCAUUGUUCCUGUCUUUGUUUUAUUGUAUCUUUUUAAAAAGUCAGCUUGUUUAUAUGAGAAGCUGUAUCAAUAAAUAUUUUUAUUAUUUCAUAAACAUUACUUAA